Arabidopsis thaliana (thale cress) is the source of this 559-nucleotide messenger RNA. RefSeq names its product Bifunctional inhibitor/lipid-transfer protein/seed storage 2S albumin superfamily protein. The record is from RefSeq and is marked reviewed. Gene Ontology annotation, biological process: lipid transport. Bases 110 to 418 code for a protein of 102 amino acids. Lineage: Eukaryota; Viridiplantae; Streptophyta; Magnoliopsida; Brassicales; Brassicaceae. The transcript has a single exon.
AUUCAAGAUACAUGCAUUUUGCGUUAUGGAAUGCAAUGCGAAACCCAAACAUAAUAAAUACUAAAACAAGACCUCAAAGAAAAAUAUAGAAUAUAACCAUAUUCCGGACAUGAAGAUCGUGACAUUGGUACUCGUCGUCUUCGUCAUACUUUCGACAUCAUUCCCGGCUGCCAUCAAAGCCGAAGACACGGGAGAUACAGGAAAUGUGGGAGUGACAUGUGACGCAAGGCAGCUUCAGCCUUGCCUUGCCGCGAUUACGGGAGGAGGACAACCCUCAGGUGCAUGUUGUGCAAAGCUUACAGAGCAACAGUCAUGCCUCUGUGGUUUCGCUAAGAACCCUGCGUUCGCACAGUACAUUAGCUCUCCAAACGCUCGCAAAGUGCUCCUUGCUUGCAAUGUUGCUUAUCCCACUUGUUGAAACUUAUCUAGAGAUUUUAUAAAUAAAUAAACGAAAGGAAAUAAAUUACAUUAUAUCAAACGUUAUGAUACAAUUCAACCGUUUGUGUUAAUGUACUGGCUUACAUGGUUAAAUAAAGUUUAUUUUCUUGGUUGUUUUAUA